This is a messenger RNA of Ricinus communis (castor bean), 1961 nucleotides long. Its product is annotated as nuclear transport factor 2. The record is from RefSeq and is a predicted model, not a curated record. The transcript is spliced from 9 exons. Gene Ontology annotation, cellular component: ribonucleoprotein complex; cytosol. Bases 232 to 1656 code for a protein of 474 amino acids. NCBI's taxonomy places the organism in Eukaryota, Viridiplantae, Streptophyta, Magnoliopsida, Malpighiales, Euphorbiaceae. Gene Ontology annotation, molecular function: mRNA binding.
CAAAGUUGUGAUCUCAACUAACAUCAAUUUUAUGCCGCGUAUGAGAAAAAGAGUGCCGAAGAUUUCCAACAUUACAUAAACACACACACACACUCUGUUAAUAUCUUUGUUGUGUCAUUUCCUUUCCCUUGAUUCUUACGCUUACUCUCUCCACCUCUUCUUCUUCUUCCUAUUAACAGAUCUCUCUUUCUCUAUCUUCAAAAACCCAAAUCAAAAACACCAAUAAUUCAGAUGGCAAUGCAGGAAGCAGCUUCUGCCCCUGCUCCUAGUGCUAAAGAUGUUGGCAAUGCCUUCGUGGAGCAGUAUUACCAUAUUUUACACCAAUCCCCUGGAUUGGUCCAUAAAUUUUAUCAGGAUUCGAGUUUGCUAAGUCGGCCUGAUGCUGAUGGCACCAUGACAACUGUGACUACCAUGCAAGCAAUCAAUGACAAGAUUCUUUCCUUGAAUUAUGAAGACUACACAGCUGAGGUGAAAAAUGCAGACGCUCAGGAGUCUUAUGAGAAAGGGGUAAUUGUUCUCGUGACUGGUUGUUUAACUGGAAAGGACAACAUAAAGAAGAAAUUCUCUCAAACUUUUUUCCUCGCUCCACAAGACAAAGGCUACUUUGUUUUGAAUGAUUUAUUUAGGUUUGUUGGGGAGAAUGGAUCAUUGCCCAAUAAUACUGUCUUGGUUAAUGGGGUCAGUGAAGAUGCUACACCAAUAACCCCUACAGUAGAACCAGGCUGGGGAGAUAUUUCAGUAGCAGAUACGACUCAGGCUUCUGGUAAUCUUACAGUUGAUCCUGCUACUUCCUUUGAGGAUAAAGAUCUUAAUAAUGGCGCUGAAGUUUGUGAUCCUUCUGAUAAGGAGGAAGGAUCGGUGAAUGAAGAAGAGGUUGUUGACCCCCAACCUGAUUCAACUUGCAAUAUAACAAGUGUUGGUGCUUCUCCUGCAAUCCUGGAGGAUGCUCCAAAGAAAUCUUAUGCUUCAAUUCUGAAAGUAAUGAAAGGUAAUACAGUGCCUAGAUCAGUCCAUGCUGCUACCACUAAUGUGAAGGUGGCACCUAUAAACUCUGAAAAGCAAUUGCCCAAUUCCACAAAACCUGCUUAUGCAUCAGAGGCUAUUGCUCCUACUAGUGGCAGUGCUCAAAGUAGUGAUAUUCAUGAAGAAGUAGAAGGCCACUCCAUAUAUGUACGAAGUUUAUCUUUUAAUGCAACAGAGGCACAACUUGAAGAGGCUUUUAAGAAAUUUGGGCCUAUUAAAUGCGGUGGCAUCCAAGUUAGAAGCAAUAAGCAAGGGUUCUGCUUUGGCUUUGUUGAAUUUGAAACAUUGAGUUCCAUGCAAAGUGCACUUGAGGCUUCGUCUAUUACUGUUGGGGAUCGUCAAGCUAUUGUUGAAGAAAAGAAAACCAACAACCGAGUUGGUAGCAGUGGAAGAGGAAGGUAUUCCUCAGGAAGAGGUGGGUUUCGGAGUGACAGUUUCAAGAAUCGGGGGAACUUUGGUGGUAGCCGAGGCUAUGGUAGGAAUGAAUUCAGAAACCAGGGUGAAUUCUUAGGGCGACCCAAGGGUUCAACUGGUAGCAAUGGAGAGGACUUGCAGCGGACUAAUCAGAAUGGAAGCAGAAGGGGAGGGCGUCAAGGUGGGGUAAAAGGUAGUUCUGCUAGUACUGGAACAUAGGCCAAAAGAAGUGAAUAGAUGAAUUUUUGACUGUAUGACAGUAUAAAUGAGGGGUAUGAGGGCACUAGAAAUUCAGAGAUUUUUCACUUACAACAUUGCACAAGAAUAUUGUUGUGAAUCCUUUUCUUUUUCUUUUCUUUUAAUCUUUUUUGUUUUUAUUUUUAUUUUUAAAUUUAGUUCCCCACAGGGGGCUUUUCAUAAAGGCUUCCAUGACAUGGAAAUUGUGUUUUGGUGCGAUCAUGUAAUUUUUCAUGGAAGCUCAUAUAAAUUUGUGAAGGUGCUCUCGCCUUCCUGUUCUCUCUUCA